GAAAGGCCCAAUACAAAUUAUAAGUCCAUUAAGGCCCAAUAUAAAUCACAAGCCCAUAGUGGCCCAAAACGACCUCUUCUCCCUAAAACCUUAACCAAAGGACUGCUGCAAACAUAAACCCUGCCUAAAAAAAUCCCCAUUUCCCAAACCCUAAUUGAACAAUCGCCAAUCGCCAUGAGACCUCUCGACGAGAACGAGACGACCCUCGUCUUCAACAAGCUCCACAAAUUCGUCGGCAACAACCUCAAGAACAUCGUCCUCGAAGCGCAGGCCCACGAGGGGCCCGAGCCGAACCCUGGCCGCUACUGCUUCCGCAUGCAGAAGAAUCGCGUCUACUACGUCUCCGAGUCGCUCGUCAAGCGCGCCACCAACAUCAAGCGCGACAAGCUCGUUGCGCUGGGAACGCAGAUCGGUAAAUUCACCAAGGGCGGCAAGUUCCACCUCACGGUGCAGUGCCUGAACCUGCUGGCGGCGAACGCCAAGCACAAGGUGUGGCUGAAGCCGACGGCGGAGAUGAGCUUCCUGUACGGGAACAGCGUGUUGAAGGGCGGGGUUGGGAGAAUCACGGAGAGCAUCCAGGUGAAUGACGGCGUGGUGGUCUUCUCGAUGUCGGAUGUGCCGCUUGGGUUUGGGGAUGCGGCGAAGAGCACGGUGGAUUGCCGGAAGAUGGACCCCAACGGAAUCGUGGUGCAUCGCCACGCCGAUAUUGGGGAGUAUUUGAGGAUGGAGGAUGAGCUCUAGCUGGGAAUUGAGGGCUACUUUGUGGUCAAUUAUAUGGUAUGGUGGGUAACCUUGAUUUUGGUUGGUCAAUGUUUGUGAUAUUCAUGAUAUCAUUUUGGGGCAAUCUAUUUUGUGUUGGUUGAUAUUGAUGAAAGUGUUUGAUAUCUGUUUUUGUUCCGUUACUACUGCUUAGUGCUAAUUUGGGUGAUUGCUUUCACUUUGUAUGUGAUAUUAUAACUUCAUUAUAAUGAUUUUGUGAUAUACUUGUGAUUCA
This is a messenger RNA of Salvia miltiorrhiza (redroot sage), 994 nucleotides long. RefSeq lists its product as uncharacterized. The record is from RefSeq and is a predicted model, not a curated record. The coding region runs from base 175 to 741 and encodes 188 amino acids. NCBI's taxonomy places the organism in Eukaryota, Viridiplantae, Streptophyta, Magnoliopsida, Lamiales, Lamiaceae. Gene Ontology annotation, cellular component: preribosome, large subunit precursor; nucleolus; nucleus. Gene Ontology annotation, molecular function: RNA binding. The transcript has a single exon. Gene Ontology annotation, biological process: ribosomal large subunit biogenesis; ribosome assembly.